AGGUUUGUGAAAGGUGUGCUGUGUUUGAAGGGAUUUAGUUCAGAAGGGAAGGCUGUUCAGUUACUUGCCGGGCAGGACUUUGUAACAUCGUGGUGGAUCCAAAGAAACUUUGCUGCUCCAGCUCUUGUUGUUUGAAUGGGAGGAGGAGGCAGAACAAUCAUGCUGGUCUACUGCUGAGGAGGCUGAACCCCUUACAGACACACACUACCAUCAGUCUACAUUGCUUGUUUCUUCAGCUUUGCACUGGACUGGAGCUGGUUCCAGCUUUUCUCCUUUUCUUCUGUUUUACUGCUACUACUAUUUUUUUGUUGUUGUUUGGGAGGCCUGAGAACUGUGCAUUGGGUUGCUUCCCUACCCUUUUUAUGAGUUGAAGGCAUUUUAAUUGUUUAUUUGGAAGCAAAUGGAAUUACAGAGAGCAUCCAGCAUGCCUGGACCCUUAUCCCCCGGCCCCAGCCCUAGCCCUAGCCCUGAACCUAGCUUCACAGCUCAGGUACCAUUUAAUUACAACCAGUUGGAAGGAAGAUUUAAACAGUUGCAAGACGAACGUGAAGCUGUUCAAAAGAAAACUUUCACAAAAUGGGUGAACUCGCACUUGGCGCGUGUAUCCUGCCGAAUUACAGACCUAUACAUGGACCUGCGCGAUGGCCGCAUGCUAAUCAAACUGCUGGAAGUGCUCUCUGGGGAGAGACUUCCCAAGCCAACAAAGGGAAGAAUGCGUAUCCACUGUCUGGAGAAUGUCGACAAGGCCCUUCAGUUCCUCAAAGAACAGAGGGUGCAUUUAGAGAACAUGGGAUCACAUGAUAUUGUGGAUGGGAAUCACAGAUUGACGCUUGGCCUUAUUUGGACCAUCAUUCUCAGGUUCCAGAUCCAAGAUAUCCGCGUUGAGACUGAAGACAACAAGGAGAAGAAAUCUGCGAAGGAUGCCUUGCUGCUGUGGUGCCAGAUGAAGACUGCUGGUUAUCAAAAUGUCAACAUUCGCAACUUCACCACCAGCUGGAGAGACGGCAUGGCUUUCAAUGCACUUAUUCACAAACAUAGGCCUGACCUGAUUGAUUUUGAUAAGCUGAAGAAAUCCAACGUUCACUACAAUCUGCAGAACGCUUUCAACCUUGCAGAGCAACACCUUGGUCUCACCAAGCUCCUGGACCCAGAAGAUAUCAGUGUGGACCAGCCUGAUGAAAAGUCCAUCAUCACUUAUGUGGUAACAUACUACCACUACUUCUCCAAGAUGAAGGCUUUGGCUGUAGAAGGAAAGCGUAUUGGAAAGGUGCUUGACAAUGCCAUUGAGACAGAGAAGAUGAUUGAAAAGUACGAGUCCCUGGCUUCUGACCUCUUGGAGUGGAUCGAACAAACCAUCAUUAUCCUGAACAAUCGCAAGUUUGCCAACUCUCUUGUUGGUGUACAGCAGCAGCUACAGGCCUUCAACACAUACCGCACAGUGGAGAAGCCCUCUAAGUUUACAGAAAAGGGUAACCUGGAAGUGCUUCUUUUCACCAUUCAGAGCAAGAUGAGAGCGAACAACCAGAAAGUAUACCUGCCCAGAGAGGGAAAACUCAUCUCAGAUAUUAACAAGGCCUGGGAAAGACUGGAAAAAGCAGAGCAUGAACGGGAGCUGGCACUGAGGACUGAGUUGAUAAGGCAAGAGAAACUGGAACAGCUGGCCCGCCGUUUCGACCGCAAGGCAGCCAUGAGGGAGACCUGGCUGAGCGAGAAUCAGCGGCUCGUCUCGCAGGACAACUUUGGGUAUGACCUGCAGGCAGUGGAGGCCGCCACCAAGAAGCACGAAGCAAUUGAGACUGACAUCGCGGCCUAUGAAGAGAGAGUGGAGGCGGUGCUGGCUGUGGCCAGGGAACUUGAAGCAGAGAACUACCAUGACAUCAAGCGCAUCACAGCCAGGAAAGACAAUGUGAUCCGGCUUUGGGAGUACCUUUUGGAGCUGCUCAAGGCUCGGCGCCAGCGACUGGAGAUGAACCUGGGCCUGCAAAAGGUCUUCCAGGAGAUGCUUUACAUUAUGGACUGGAUGGAUGAGAUGAAGAUGCUUUUGCUGUCUCAGGAUUAUGGAAAGCACUUGCUUGGUGUGGAAGAUCUACUGCAGAAACACACUCUGGUUGAAGCUGACAUUGGUAUUCAGGCAGACAGAGUCAAGGCGGUCAAUGCAUCUGCUCAGAAAUUUGCAAGUGAUGGAGAAGGUUACAAGCCAUGUGACCCCCAGGUUAUCCGUGACCGGGUGGCACACAUGGAGUUCUGUUAUCAGGAGCUGUGCCAGCUAGCGAUGGAGCGCAGGGCCCGUCUUGAGGAAUCGCGUCGCCUCUGGAAGUUCUUCUGGGAGAUGGCAGAGGAGGAGGGAUGGAUCCGAGAGAAGGAGCAGAUCUUGUCGUCUGACGACUACGGUAAAGACCUGACCAGCGUGUUGCGCCUCCUGAGCAAACACAAGGCCUUCGAGGAUGAAAUGAGCGGCCGAUACACUCACCUGCAGCAGACGAUACGGGAAGGAGAGGAAAUGAUCGCUGAUGACCACUUUGGCUCUGACAAGAUCAGGGAGCGGAUCAUGGACAUUCAGGAGCAGUGGGCCAACCUGGAGCAGCUGUCCGCCAUCAGGAAGAAACGCCUGGAGGAGGCUUCCAACCUGCACCAGUUCCAGGCCGAUGCCGACGACAUUGACACUUGGAUGCUUGACGUCCUCCGGAUCGUCUCCAGCAGCGACGUGGGCCACGACGAGUACUCUACCCAGUCACUGGUCAGGAAACACAAAGAUGUGGCUGAAGAGAUCGCCAGCUACCGUCCUGUCAUCGACACCCUGGAGGAGCAGUCCAAGGCCCUCCCCGAAGAGCACGCCCAGUCCCCAGAGGUCCUGGGCAGGCUAUCUGGGAUUGAGGAGAGGUACAAAGAGGUCACCGAGCUCACCAGGCUGCGCAAGCAAGCUCUACAAGACGCUCUGGCCCUUUACAAGAUGUCCAGCGAGGCUGAUGCCUGCGAGCUCUGGAUCGAUGAAAAGGAACAGUGGUUGAUCAGCAUGCAGAUCCCAGAGAAACUUGAAGAUCUGGAAGUAAUCCAGCACAGGUUUGAAAGUUUGGAACCGGAAAUGAAUAACCAGGCUUCCCGUGUGGCUGUAGUCAACCAGAUUGCUCGCCAGCUGAUUCACAGUGGACACCCCAGCGAGAAAGAAAUCAAAGCCCAGCAGGAUAAACUUAAUACCAGAUGGAGCCAGUUCCGUGAUUUGGUGGACCAAAAGAAAGAUUCUCUCAGUUCUGCUUUGGGUGUUCAGAACUACCACCUGGAAUGUAACGAAACCAAAUCGUGGAUCAGGGAGAAGACCAAAGUCAUUGAAUCCACUCAGGAGCUGGGCAACGACCUGGCCGGAGUCAUGGCCCUGCAGAGGAAACUGACAGGAAUGGAGAGAGACCUUGCAGCCAUCGAGGACAAGCUGGGCGACCUGCAGAAGGAGGCUGAAAGGCUGGCCGCAGAACACCCCGAUCAGGCUCAAGCCAUAAUGGGUCGUCUGGCAGAGAUCACAGACGUCUGGGAGGAGAUGAAGACCACCCUGAAGAACCGUGAGGAGUCCCUGGGCGAAGCCAGCAAGCUUCAGCAGUUCCUACGAGACCUGGAUGACUUCCAGUCCUGGCUCUCGAGGACCCAGACCGCCAUCGCCUCAGAGGACAUGCCCAACACCUUGACGGAGGCCGAGAAGCUGCUCACCCAGCAUGAGAACAUCAAGAAUGAGAUCAACAACUACGAGGAGGACUACCAGAAGAUGCGCGACAUGGGCGAGAUGGUCACGCAAGGCCAGACGGAUGCCCAGUACAUGUUCUUGCGCCAGCGCCUGCAGGCCCUGGACACCGGCUGGAACGAGCUGCACAAGAUGUGGGAGAACAGACAGAGCCUGCUGUCUCAGUCCCAUGCCUACCAGCUGUUCCUCAGAGACACAAAACAAGCAGAAGCAUUCCUCAAUAACCAGGAGUAUGUGUUGGCACACACUGAGCUGCCCACCACCCUGGAGUCUGCAGAGGCUGCAAUUAAGAAACAGGAGGACUUCAUGACCACCAUGGAUGCCAAUGAGGAGAAAAUCAACGCAGUGGUGGAAACGGGCAGGAGACUCGUUAGUGACGGGAACAUCAACUCUGACAAGAUCCAGGAGAAGGUGGACUCCAUAGAUGACAGGCAUAAAAAGAAUCGUGAGGCUGCCAGUGAACUCCUGAUGAGACUCAAGGACAACAGAGACCUGCAGAAAUUCCUUCAGGACUGCCAGGAGCUGUCCCUUUGGAUCAAUGAGAAGAUGCUUACAGCGCAGGACAUGUCAUACGAUGAAGCCAGGAACUUGCAUAGCAAAUGGCUGAAACACCAGGCGUUCAUGGCCGAGCUGCAGUCCAACAAGGAGUGGUUGGACAAAAUUGAAAAGGAUGGCAUGCAGCUUGUUGCAGAGAAACCGGAGACUGAGGUGGUUGUCAAGGAGAAGCUGUCAUCCCUUCACAAAAUGUGGGACGACCUGGAAUCCACCACCCAGACCAAGGCACAGUGUCUCUUCGAUGCCAACAAGGCGGAGCUGUUCACCCAGAGCUGUGCUGACCUUGACAAGUGGCUGAUGGGUCUGGAGGGACAGAUCCACUCCGACGAUUACGGCAAAGACUUGACCAGCGUCAGCAUCCUAUUAAAGAAACAGCAGAUGCUGGAGAACCAAGUGGAGGUACGGAAGAAGGAAGUGGAGGAGCUGCAGGGCCAGGCCAAGGUCCUGAGUCUGGAAGGUAAAGACACAGACGAAGUGGACGGCAGGAGGCAGGUGGUGGAGCAGAAGUUCAAUGAGCUGCUGGCGCCGCUCCAGCAGAGGAAGAACUAUCUCAUGGCCUCCAAGGAGAUUCACCAGUUCAACAGAGACGUGGAGGAUGAGAUUUUGUGGGUUGAAGAAAGAAUGGCAAUUGCAACUUCCACAGACCAUGGUCACAACUUACAAACCGUGCAGCUUCUUAUCAAGAAAAAUCAGACUCUUCAGAAGGAAAUCCAAGGCCAUCAGCCACGUAUUGACGACAUCUUCGAGAGAAGCCAAAACAUUCUCAGUGACGGCAGUCCCAAUGCAGAAGCCAUUCGACAGAGGCUGGCAGGGCUGCAGGAGCUGUGGAAUCUCAUGAUCGAGGAGACGGAGAAACGUCACGCCCGGCUGGAGGAAUCCCACAAGGCUCAGCAGUACUACUUCGACGCUGCAGAGGCCGAGGCCUGGAUGAGUGAACAGGAGCUGUACAUGAUGUCAGAAGAGAAGGCUAAGGAUGAGCAGAGCGCAGUUGCAAUGCUGAAGAAACACCAGAUCUUGGAGCAGGCUGUAGAAGAUUAUGCUGAAACAGUGCACCAGCUCUCCAAGACCAGCCGUGCAUUAAUAGCAGCUGGACAUCCAGAGAGUGAACGUAUCGGCAUGCGACAAUCCCAAGUGGACAAACUCUAUGCCGGCUUGAAGGACCUGUCUGAGGAGAGGCGGGGGAAGCUGGACGAGAGGAAUCGGCUCUUCCAGCUGAACCGAGAGGUAGAUGACCUGGAACAGUGGAUCGCAGAGAGGGAAGUGGUGGCCGGGUCACACGAGCUGGGACAAGACUACGAACACGUUACUAUGCUGCAGGAACGUUUCCGUGAGUUUGCCCGUGACACCGGCAACAUUGGGCAGGAACGAGUGGAUGCCGUCAACCAAAUGGCGGAUGAGCUGAUCAAUUCCGGGCAUUCAGACGCUGCCACGAUCGCAGAGUGGAAGGACGGUCUCAAUGAGGCCUGGGCAGACCUCCUGGAGCUCAUUGACACCAGAACGCAGAUCCUGGCUGCCUCUUACGAACUGCAUAAAUUCUAUCACGAUGCCAAGGAGAUCCUUGGGCGCAUCCACGACAAACACAAGAAGUUGCCCGAGGAGCUGGGGCGAGACCAGAACACCGUGGAAGCACUUCAGCGAAUGCACACAACGUUCGAGCACGACAUCCAGGCCUUGGGCUCACAGGUGAGACAGUUGCAAGAGGAUGCUGCCCGUCUUCAGUCUGCUUAUGCAGGAGACAAGGCUGAUGAUAUCCAGAAGAGGGAGAAUGAAGUGCUGGAAGCCUGGAAGAUGCUGCUGGAUUCCUGCGAGGGUCGUCGGGUCAGACUGUUUGACACCGGGGACAAGUUCCGCUUCUUCAGCAUGGUGCGAGACCUCAUGCUUUGGAUGGAGGAUGUCAUCCGUCUGAUUGAGUCCCAGGAAAAACCCAGAUCCAGACUUGCCCUCUUCAUCGGAACACAGAAACUUGCUGAAUGCUGGGAUGUUUCGUCGGUCGAGUUACUGAUGAAUAACCACCAGGGGAUUAAAGCAGAAAUUGAUGCCCGUAACGACAGUUUUACUACCUGCAUUGAGCUCGGCAAGUCUCUCCUGGCACGGAAACACUACGCAUCAGAGGAGAUUAAAGAGAAGUUGUUACAGCUGACAGAUAAAAGAAAAGACAUGAUUGACAAGUGGGAAGACAGAUGGGAAUGGCUAAGACUGAUACUGGAGGUGCACCAGUUUUCCCGGGACGCUGGUGUGGCGGAAGCCUGGCUGCUGGGGCAGGAGCCCUACCUGUCCAGCCGAGAGAUUGGGUUGAGUGUGGAUGAGGUGGAGAAGCUGAUUAAGAGACAUGAGGCAUUUGAGAAGUCAGCAGCUACUUGGGAAGAAAGAUUCUCUGCACUGGAGAGACUGACGACACUGGAAUUACUGGAAGUUCGAAGGCUGCAAGAAGAGGAGGAGAGGAGGAGGAAGCCCCCCUCACCAGAGCCCCUCCCCCAGCCUGCAGAGGAUUCAGAGUCACCACAACAGUGGGACGGAAAAGGAGAGCAGAUCUCUCAGAACGGAUUGCCUUCGGACCAGGAGUCUCCACGGGUGACAGAUGCUGUUGAUGCAGGUGAAAUUGUAAACGGAGUAGCAGAGCAAAGGACCAGCUCGAAAGAGCCCAGCCCGAUUCCCUCUCCAUCAUCGGACCGCAAAGCCAGGGGUUCCAUUCAGGCAGCCACAAUGCCGACUAAAUCACAAGAUAUAACUACUCAGAUGGAAGGGGUUCUGCAUCGCAAGCACGAGUGGGAGGGACACAAUAAGAAGGCAUCCAGCAGAUCCUGGCACAAUGUUUAUUGUGUGAUAAACAACCAGGAAAUGGGCUUCUAUAAAGACUCUAAGAACGCCAGUCAAGGCAUUCCAUACCACAGCGAGAUUCCAGUCAGCUUGAAAGAGGCCAUCUGCGAGGUGGCGAUAGACUACAAGAAGAAGAAACAUGUCUUCAAGUUACGAAUAACUGAUGGCAAUGAGUACCUCUUCCAAGCCAAAGACGAUGAGGAAAUGAACACCUGGAUUCAGGCCAUCUCAUUAGCAAACACCUCAGAAAAGUCAGAGGUGUCCCCGAGCAGCCAGAGCACUCCAGCCUCUAGCCGCGCACAGACCCUGCCAACCAGCGUCACCGUGAUGAACGACUCAAGCCCUGGCAAAAGGGAGAAGGACAAGGAGAAGGACAAGGAGAAGAGAUUCAGCCUGUUCGGCAAGAAAAAAUAACAUGGCGCAUCUUAAUGCACUGCACUUCUCUUCCAUUUACAGUGAAAUUCCAGCAUGCAAGCUCAGAACCAAUACGUCACACUCUGUGCCUAAUGUUCCACAAAAUUGGUUUUAGAUGUAAUUUUAGGGAGAGUUUUUAAAGAAAAAAAAGGAAAGAAUUUGAAGACAUAGGGUGCGAGGUACACUGGGCAGCUUUCAUUUUAAAAGAAAUAAAGACAGGACCAGAGUUUGUUUUUUUUUUUUUUUGGUCUGUAGUUUUAGGGUCUAAAAAUUUCAACAUUUCCUCAAUUUUGUGAGGCUGUCUUGGGAACCACCUACAUCCUUUUGCUGUUGGUAUGCAAGGCAGCGGUGCUUUCAAAAACAUUCUUUCGUUCUGCACAUAUGAUUCCAACUGUAAAAUUCCAAAAACAUUUGUUAAAUUCCAUUUAUUAAGGUUGCUGUGCUGAGUCCUGACUAAUUUAAAAAAACAAAACCUUCCAUCCAUUAUAGACUUUAAGAAGGUAUAUCAUCUUUGCUAAUUAUACCUAAUAUAAACAUGCAUUAAUUUGGAUACAAAAUCAUUAUAACCUAGCACCAUCUAUUAACCACAAAUGCUGGGGCUUUAUGCAGCAAGUGUGACACAAUAAGAAUGAUGGUUAUAUAAGAAUGAUUAGUAUACUGAAACUAUUUUAAAACUGUAAUUUUAAACAUAUUCCUCUUUGUGUUUUUUUUAUUUGUUCUUUAGUUGCAUUAUACUGUAUGUUUCAAAAUUCUAGUACAAAGUAUAAAAAACUAGAUGUAUAAUAAACACUUUAAAGCAUUGAUGUUAAGUGGAAAAGCAUUUACUGGAAAAAAAAAGGAAUGUUACUGAAACGGUUGCUUGCUUGUUGGCUAUAGCACUGUUUGUUAUAAUUUUUGCUACAUUAUCUUGCCAUUUGAUACAUAGUGUGCAUUUAUCUGUCACUGUAACUAUUGUAAUGCAAUUGUUCAUUUUAUUGCACAUUCAAAAAUGACAUAAUAGGAAUAAAAUUCUCGCAGUGACUGGGCCUGUAGUCGUAUAGCACAAGGGCCUGGCUUUCAGAUGUAUUCAACUGCACCUGUAGACUUUUACCCUCUCUGUGAAAUAUGUGCGACGUCAUUAAAAUGCUUUUAAAACGUAUUGUGUUUUUAAAAAAAACAUUUAUUAGCCAAUCAAUAACAAUAAAAUGCCACCAAUCUGUUAACCGUC
This is a messenger RNA of Acipenser ruthenus (sterlet), 8720 nucleotides long. RefSeq names its product spectrin beta chain, non-erythrocytic 1. Lineage: Eukaryota; Metazoa; Chordata; Actinopteri; Acipenseriformes; Acipenseridae. Gene Ontology annotation, molecular function: actin filament binding; phospholipid binding; structural constituent of cytoskeleton. Gene Ontology annotation, biological process: actin cytoskeleton organization; protein localization to plasma membrane. The record is from RefSeq and is a predicted model, not a curated record. Gene Ontology annotation, cellular component: plasma membrane; spectrin; cell junction. The transcript has 36 exons. The coding region runs from base 401 to 7513 and encodes 2370 amino acids.